Molecule: messenger RNA, 4485 nt
Organism: Pollicipes pollicipes
Lineage: Eukaryota; Metazoa; Arthropoda; Thecostraca; Pollicipedomorpha; Pollicipedidae
Product: UPF0415 protein C7orf25 homolog
Source: RefSeq, a predicted model, not a curated record
UUUCGUUUACCCUCUCCGCGGUAGGUGGUAAAGGGCCCGCCAACAGUGACUCGUUAACGUGGGCAUCACGUCGUCGUACGUCUCCUGGGCGUAGGUCCAGUGAGCGUAGGUUUCGUCGGCGCAGGCCCAGCAAGCGUAGGUCUUUUGAUCGUAGGUCCAGCAAGCGUAGGUCUUUUUAGCGUAGGUCCAGCGAGCGUAGGUCCUUUGAGCGUAGGUCCAGCGAGCGUAGCCCUCGUGAGCGUAGGUCCAAUGAGUGCAGGUCUCCUGGGGGUAGGUCUUCUGGGUUCUCCUCAUUAGGUACUGUAGCAGGGUAGAAGACCGCGUUAGGCCUCCCACAGUUGUCGUAUUUUCAUCACCUUGAAUCCUGCUUGGAGGCGGAGAGGGAGGCACGAUAUUGCGUUCAAACAUCUUGUUGAGUUUCGUGUAUAUGAUGCUAAAUAAUAGGUGGAGAACUGUAUGCACUUAAGCAGAUGUUAUAUCAGAGGAUAGAUUAGCACUUGUUUUUAAACAAAACUUCGUAUGCUGCAUGUUGGGCGGUGACGGGUCUUGUGGGCUGUGGGGUGCGUCAAGGUUGUAUUGCUUGAAAGUUGGGGUCUUCUGCAGGGUAUUUGUCUCUUUGCCUCGUGGCGAGUCAAAAAUUAAUGCGCUGCAUGCCUGUACAACAUUGUUGCACUGGGUCUGGGUCAGGCAAAAAUUAUCCCAAUUUUGUAUAAAUUUUCAUUUAAAAUGUCUUGAGCCUACUUUUACCAGGACUGUGCUGCUCUCAUGCCCUUAGAUCAGUGCCAAACUUUCAGGCACCCAUUUGUGGCAGCUCACACUGAAAUUUUUGUGUGGUGGGCACCUGACUUUUUCAGUGUAACACAAUUUUUGUAGUCUGGGGUGUGAGUAUUUCUUAAUAUUCCAGCAUUAUAGUUAUGUGAAAAACAUCACUAGUGACACAAACAUACAUGCAUGCGCAGUGUCCCUUGAGGCAUGUGACCCUUCCCCCUUAUUUGAAAGCAAAGGGUCUCACCCUGCCUUACUGAGCUUGUGGCAUAUGGUAAAUGUAUGCAUCCAAAUGUUGAAAGGCAAAAAUUCCUGGUAGACAUGUGUUAACAAGUUACAAUCAUAUCUUGUCUUAUGACAGGUAGACAGGUUAUCAUGUUAUAAUUAUACCUUGUUUUAUGACAAAUGAAGUUCUGCAUGCUGGUGCCACAUGCAACUUUGUUUUCACCGAAAGUUUUUUAGUUGUGCUGCCCAUUGUGAACUUGUCGAGCCCACUGUAGGAUGCAGCGUUGCCAUAGCAUUGAUAAUGUGCACCACUUAUGUCGUCCUUCUUUUGUAUGUAUCUGUUUGAUCUUUUACAUCUUCCACCAACACUUUGUUGUGUCGGGUUCACUGUCUUGUUGGUAUAUAAACUUAAGGAUGAUUUGUAAUUAAUGAAUGAGGUUUUGUGGCAUAAGAGUCACUACUUAAUCACUGACAUCAGCAGAAAGGCAGUUUGUUUUGUGGCCAAGCAUCAGCAUGGGGUUUGGAGGUUUGACAGUUUUCAUUCAUGGAAACUGUUUUAUUCCUACUGCCAAUCUAGAAAUGGAACAGCGGCAGAGUGUGAUGUUUGUGCGUUAACAUCCAUCAGGGUGGCCAGGUGAGAACCAUUUGCUCUGGUGGUGGUCAAUUUGACCUCCUGAGAUCUCAGAAACUAAGAGAGCUAGAGACACCAAAUUCACCAGGUGUGUUGACAGGUAAACUCACUUGUGUCAACAUUUUGAGUUCCUAGGUUUUGACCUUCACAUCAAAUAAGGUCAAACAAGAUCAAACUCAAGAUUGGUGUCUUAAGUACUCUGGAAUCUAGAUACCUGUUUUAAACAAAAGAUCACUAGUGCUCAUUUGAGUUAAUUGACCUUGUUUGACCUUUCAUAGGUCAUGGUGACCAAAAUCAUACAAAACUGCUCUGAGUUUUGCAUUUAAAUAUGUGCCAAAUAUUAUGCUGGGCAGUAUGCUCCUGAAAAUGUCGGCAUAGGUUGUUCUAGGUCAUUGACCUAUCCUGACCUACAUGAAUUUUAUGGGAGAUGUAUACUGCAGUUCCUUUUAUCAAUAAACUCAAAUUGAGUACCAGAAUGUACCCUGCACAGCCAGCUACGGAGUACUAAAACAGCCAUCACAAUGGGUAGCGAUGCAAUCUCCCGUCUGGACCAGAAGGUGUGCCAGGGUCAAGCCAUCCUGGUCGCUCUCGAGCCGUUCAGUGGCGUGGACGGGUGCGACAAGUUCGCGCGCAAAGUGCGCGCCGAGCUCAAGUUCCUGCAGAAGCUGCAGCGCAAGCCGCACACCCUCAAGGAGGACCACCUGCGCAGCAGCAACAUGGACAGUCUGCAGGCGAUCGCCGACACGCUGCGCGCGGCCGUCGACGUGACGGCCAUGCUUGCCACCUUCUCGUGCGCCGAGUCCGGCCAGCGUGUGGUGGUGGACGUGGUGGCCGCCGGCGGCGCUCAGUGGAUCAAGGUCAUCUCGCGCAACCCGGCGGCGCUGCAGCGCGUCUCGCUGGGGCAGGGCGAGUUUGGCCAGCGCUCGGCGCAGGAGCAGGCCGAGCAGUACGCGGUCGUCGCCCAGCGCAACAGUCACUACUUCAGGCCGCCGGCUGUGCACUUCGUGUUCUCGGCCGGCGUCGGCCGCCGGCUGGCGGCGAGGCUGCGCGCGCGCGGCGUGCUCGUCUCCUGGCGAGUGCAUCGACGACCACCGGCUGGGCGUCGCCGCCUCCGCCGACGACGACUCGGACGUCUCCUCCGACGAGGAGGAGGUGGAUGGCAUGGAGGUAACGUGACGGAGCCAGGAAGCGAGACGUCACCGGAGGUGUGGCCGUCUGUGGCGGGCGCCGCGCCGCCGACCGCCGGCUUGGCGGCCGAGUCGGGCCUCAACCUGGAUGUGACCGCCAUGCUGGCGUACGUCUCGAACCUCACCAACGGCCGCUGCCACGUGUCGUUCUCGGAGCCGGUGCUGGCGCAGCAGGCCAUCUGGGAGCGGGAGGCGCCCGUCAAGCCCGAGCUGGACCGGCUGUUCGCCGACCGUGAGCUGAUCUGCUGCCGCUCGGCUGAGCGCGCCUUCGUCUCGAUCGUGAACACGGUGGGCGGGCCGAACGAGCAGCGCCGCGCCGACAGCCUGCUCCGCCGCGUGCGGGUAGUGGAGGACAUGAGCGCACCGGCCAUGGCGCUGCUGGCGGCGCGCGGUAAGGUGCGCGGUCGCUCGGCCGCCGUGUUCGGCACGGGCGAGGCGCUGCGUCUGCCCACCGUCACGGCCAACACAGGGUUCGUGCGCGCCGCCGCCGGCCAGGGCGUGCGGCUGACGGCGAUCACACACGGCUCCCGCGCGCUCACCGAGGCAAAGGAGGUGCCGGCCGAGGCCGGCGGCGGUGGCCACGCGGCCGGCCGUUGACGGAGCCACUCAGGAAGCGGCGGAGAUAGCCCUCGAGGCGACGGUCGGCGGCGGCUCGGAGAGCGACGGCGGUCCUGGCGUCGGCAAGCGAUGACGACACGUCAGGCGGAGGCUGGAGCUCGCUGCCGGGGGCCGAUGAGGACCCACUGAGUGCGGCGGUCGCAGGCAGCUCGCAGCUGCGGUCACAAAGCGUGCUGGUCAGCUCGUGAGGCCUCGAUGAUCUAGAGCUCGUGCAGCGCGUGAACUUCGUGCAAUUAAAGGAGCAUUAUUUAAAUUGCGCUCUCGUUUUUGCUUUCAGAUUAAUUCGCACGUACUGCUCGGGCAUCAAUCAUGGAGGACGAUUCCGAUGACUACGAAUUUGCAAAGUGCAACGCCGAGUUCCUAAAAGAAACCGUUCAUGAGCUGCAGCAGACUGACAGAGGGUCUUCGCCCCGUGAGGACUGGCCAAUGCUUGUUUGCGCCGAGGGCGAUUGGGUUGAGUGCCGUGAUCAUGGACCAGGCUUCGGAGAUGGCUGAGCUAUCGCCGACGCUGCACCGGAAACGCUCCCGCUCGCCCGAACUGGGUGCGGGUCCGGGUCAGAAGCGAGCUCGCUUCCCCUCGGGCUGCUCGCCGUCGGAGCCCAGCCCGCGUCGACCCCCAGGGGGCAACGCGCCGCCGCUGCCAUCUAGCCGCGUGACGCCGAAUCGCGCAUGGCCGCCGUCAGAUGGCUCGCCACCGUGCGCUGUCCAAAACGAGAGCGAGAUGGCGGCGCCGUCCUCGAACGACCUGCAAGUGGCGCCGAUGCUGGAGCCUCCGUCCGCGGCGGGGCCCGGGGCCGGCCCCGACGGCCUCCUCUCGGACGUCGAUCUUGACGGCCUGGCGCGACUGUCGACCGACCAGCUGCGGCGGACCGCCGCCUUGCAGUUGGAGGCGAACCUGGUGCGCGUGGCCUCCGCCGAGCGCCUGGACGCCGCGCUGGUGCAGCGCUGGGUGGAGCAUGUGCUAACCCCAAAGCUGCGCUCCGGCGAGGUGCCAUCGGCGGAGCUGACGGCGGCGCUGGCCGGCCUGGCUCGCCGCCACUCGGCCGCCGUCGCCGACGG